This is a messenger RNA of Belonocnema kinseyi, 1056 nucleotides long. RefSeq names its product apolipoprotein D-like. The coding region runs from base 151 to 885 and encodes 244 amino acids. The record is from RefSeq and is a predicted model, not a curated record. The transcript is spliced from 5 exons. NCBI's taxonomy places the organism in Eukaryota, Metazoa, Arthropoda, Insecta, Hymenoptera, Cynipidae.
AUUUUUUGGUCCAAAAAUAAAUUAGGCCAAAAACCGGCCUUACCGACCCUCCCCUUUGAUUCCUGGGGUUUACUGUGAGGAGAAUUCGUCUUAAAAGCGGGACCUCGAGUUUCAAUACUACAUUGAACAAUCCACUUUUCCGGUGAAAAAAUGAUUCAACUGGGAUUCUUCCUUCUACUCUGGGCUAGAGCUUUCGCAUAUCCUGCACUUACGCCCACGCCUGCGCCUGCUACUACGGCUACGCCUGCACUUUCGGCUCCUUCUACGGCUCCGGCUACAACUGCGCCUACUUCUAUGACUACCGCUACACCUUCGACCGUUGCUUCGCCUUCGAGUAUACCUACGCCUAGUGCUACGUUUACGUCUACGUCUACGUAUACGUCUUUGUCUCGUGAAGCUUGCUCAAAUGUGCCAAUCGUGCAGGAUUUCGAUCUGGACAAAUUCCAGGGACGUUGGUUCAUACUAGGGAAAUACGCUAUUGUUACUAAUGCGUUAAUAAAAUGCAUCACUGCAUACUGGUCGCUGAACGACGAAGGUACAUUAGAUGCCGAAAUCGCCCUAAUAGACGUGAUAUACAACGUAGCACUAAAUUAUAGCGGUGUUGCGACAUUUACUGGAACUGAAGGAAGAUAUACGGUAGAAUACGAUAGUGUAGAUUAUGGAGAACAUCGGAUUGUAUACACAGACUAUGAGCAUAUUGCCAUCAAAUUGUCUUGCGCGGAUGUAUCAAUUGACGGAGAAAAUAAUCUUCUUAUUUUGGGAAGAGAGCAACAGAUAGAUAAAGAUUCUUUCGUGGAUGCUUUGCAAUUUAUUAUAGAUCACCAGCUCAACAAUGUGCCACUGGUUAUAGAAGAUUGGUCAGAAUGUCCAGAUUUGACCUGCUGAUAAAUUUUUCAUUUAAUUCUUGCCUUUAUGAAAUUUGCAUUAACAAAGAAUUAAUAAAAAAGAUCUAUUUAAACAUUUUUAAUCGAAAACAAAAUUAAAAUUCAAUAUGCUUAAUUGAGUAAUCACAUGUAAUAUCUUUACUUAACAGUAAAUAUUUUAUUUUAUCCUUGA